AUAUCUGGUCCAUUGCAGGAUUCUGAAGUGAAAGCACCAAACAUUUUUCACUCAAAUCUGUCCUUCCAAUGGCCUUGUCCAUAAAUCAUUCCCACGUCCAUAUGCAUUCAUUAUGGAGCCCCCACAAUCACCACCACCUGCAUAAUUUCAUAAGAAGAAGCACCAUUACAAUUGCCAUUACUUUCUUCAUUCAUUGAUCUCUCUAGAAAUUCUUUUCUGCUACUGCAUUACCAGCUUCAUGUCUACCACUUCCUGUGCUUGCCAAUUCUGUAUUCAUUCACUUGUUUCUUUUCAAAAUUUUCGUGUUGCCCUUUCACAAUUCUUGUUCAAAUAGGUUGAAAAAUUCCCUCUCCCCCACUUACCUACCUGCCCUUUGUUUUAUUCUCAGUGACAUACUAAUUGCAUAAGCUUUCUGCACAUUAGUAUCAUACAUGUUAGGAGAAAACUGAGAUAGAAGACGAUAAAAAGUAGCCUCAACCUGUGUCACUGUUCACAAGGUUCUCUAUUUAUAACCUUUCCUGUGAGACUUAACCCUGCUAAAAUAACAGCCUCUGCUCCUGCCUAGAGAACAAACACCCAAUAUGUCAUUUUCGUGCAUGAAAAACUUCUUCCAGCAAUUCUGGAGUGAUGAAUAUCAAAUGGACAGCACUACUAAUGACAAUUUCUUCUCCAUUGAUUUUCUACCAUCACUAGGAGCCAGAAUUAACCAGGCAACCAAGCUUCAAAGAUACAUAAUUUCUCCCUACAAUCCCCGUUAUAGGGCUUGGGAGAUGUGGCUGGUUGUUCUAGUCAUUUACUCAGCCUGGAUCUGUCCAUUUGAGUUUGCAUUUCUAACUUACAAGAAAGAUGCUCUUUUCAUUGUUGACAACAUUGUCAAUGGUUUCUUUGCCAUUGAUAUUGUUCUCACCUUCUUUGUCGCAUAUCUAGAUAGCCAAUCUUACCUCCUUGUUGAUGACCCCAAGAAAAUCGCAAUAAGGUAUAUAUCUACCUGGUUCAUUUUCGAUGUCAGUUCAAGUGCUCCAUUUCAGUCUUUCAGCCUCUUCAUGGAUAACAGUAGCAAAAUUGGGUUUAGGCUACUCAACAUGCUCAGACUCUGGCGUCUCAGACGAGUCAGCUCCCUGUUUGCAAGACUUGAGAAGGACAUCCGCUUCAACUACUUCUGGACUCGGUGCACCAAGCUCAUCUCUGUAACCUUGUUUGCAGUGCAUUGUGCUGGAUGUCUUAACUACCUGAUUGCAGAAAGAUAUCCUGAUCCAGAAAGAACUUGGAUUGGAGCAGUAUACCCAAAUUUCAAAGAGGCAAGCCUCUGGGACAGAUAUAUAACUGCAAUUUACUGGUCUAUAACAACAUUGACCACCACAGGUUAUGGAGACUUGCAUGCUGCGAAUCCAAGGGAGAUGCUAUUUGACAUAUUUUACAUGCUGUUUAAUUUGGGUUUGACGUCUUACAUCAUUGGAAACAUGACAAAUCUCAUAGUGCACAGGACCAGCCGCACACAAAAUUUUAGGGAUAACAUCAAAGCUGCUUCAGAAUUUGCUACAAGAAAUCAGUUGCCAUGCCGUAUACAGGACCAAAUGUUGUCACACAUAUGCUUAAAUUUCAAAACAGAAGAACUGAAGCAGCAAGAGACUCUAAAUAGUUUGCCAAAAGCCAUUCGCUCAAGCAUAGCAGACCACCUCUUCUUCCCAAUUGUUCAAAAUGUCUAUCUCUUUCAAGGGGUUUCUCAUGAUUUCCUCUUUCAGUUGGUUUCAGACAUAGAAGCUGAGUAUUUUCCACCAAAAGAAUAUCUAAUUCUGCAGAAUGAAGGUCCAACAGAUCUUUACAUACUUGUCUCAGGAGCAGUUAACUUAAUCUCCCAUGUUGAUGGGAUUGAUCAGGUUUUGGGAAAGUUAGUUGCAGGGGAUGUGUUUGGGGAGUUCGGAGUUUUAUGUUGCAGGCCACAGCCUUUCACAGUUCAGACCACUGAGCUUUCUCAAAUUCUACGAUUGAACAGAACUUCAUUUAUGAACACCAUACAAGCAAAUAUGAAAGAUGGACGCACUGUAAUGCAAAAUCUUUUCAUGAAACUGAAUGCAGAGGUAGAGAGCAUCAAUUCCUAUCCAAACACAGACCUAGGCUUGACCCACAGAGAAUGGUUCGGAGGACAAACAGGAGAAAGCCAUUUACAUGCACAAUUUAACGAUCAACUACAGGGAAAUCCCUUAAAGCAAGAAGCAAAAGACAUGGAUGUACUGGGAUUAGAAGCCCUGGGGAGGGUUAAAACAGGUAGAGGGUAUUGUUGUACUAUAUCUCCAGUGGACAUAAAUUCAACCACUGAGGAUGGCCAAACAGCUCUCCACAGUGCUGUUCAGAAGGAGCACAUUGAGAUGGUUAAGAUUCUUCUGGAAGAAGGACCAGAUGUAAGUAAACCAGAUGCCCGAGGACAGACACCUAAAAGUUUAGCAGGGCAGCAGGGGAACAAGAGCUUAUAUGAGCUCCCACUAACUUAUGAAAGUAGAAGGGAACCAUAUGAACAUAAAAUAGAGGUCACUGAUCCAGGUACAACAGAUUAUGCAAGGAACAGUCCAAGCAGACAUACAAGUAGUGUCCCUAAUUUCUUCAACAGCCCAAGCAAACAAGAAGUAACAAAAUCAACAAAAAAAAGAGUUACUAUUCACAUGCAGUGUCAAAACAGAAGGGCAUCAAGUAGGCAACUUGGGAAGUUAAUAAUUCUACCUGAUACAAUUGAAGAGCUGCUCAGAGUUGCUGGUGAAAAGUUCAGAGGCUGCAAAUUUACAAAAGUUGUUAAUGCUGAGAUUGCAGAAAUAGAUGAUAUAUGUGUCAUUCGAGAUGGUGAUCAUCUGUUUCUCCUUCAAGAUGAAGAAUUAGAUCAUGGAAUGUGAUGGAACUUGAUGAUUAUUACAAGGCAAUCUUGUAUAGGAUGCAUAAAAUGUUAACGAAAAUAUAACCAAAUCAGUUGGUUAUUUGGUUUGGAAUUCAAAGCCAGAAUCAAAACUAGACAAGUCAGUUACACAUGGUUGUAUUUCACUCAUACGCUUUUGGAGGGAAAAACCCCAUCCACUUAUAAGCCUCAAAUAUGUUUCUUAGAUUUUCCAAUCCUGUCAUGAUCAGGCAGGCAUUCAGAUGUCUUCUAAUUUUUCCUUCUGUAGGCAUCUGAAUGCAGAUCCAGAUAGCAAUGCACAUGACAAGGAACAUUAAGCCUUGGCCUUUUAACCUGGCCAUUGAUUCACUCUACCACAAGAUAAGCUACAAGACGACAGGGAAUCUGUGCCAAGGCCUAUAUUCCUCCCUUCACAUGAAUGCUUCACAACCCCUUCAGACAGUUCACUUAAUUGGAAAAGGAUGAGCUUCUGUGUUAAAAACAAAUUUUUCCAAUGGUAAAAUGGAGCUAUUCCCAAACAGUAAGUAUAAAUACUUCAGUGUUUCACCAAGGAAAAAGGUUUCUAUUUUGUCUCUUCUUUGAGGAGAAAUUGUGAUGACAUCAUCUAAAGAACGAAGAAAUGUUAUUGUUAGGGCCUUAGGGGAAAAAUUUUGUGCACUGUUUCCCCUAGCUGCAUAUGUGUGCAUGUAUUAGAUAUCAUAGUAAGUAAAGACUAAGAGCAUACUUUUGGUCUUGAGUGAUACUGUAUAAUACAAAUAGGGAUUCAAC
This is a messenger RNA of Rubroshorea leprosula, 3649 nucleotides long. The record is from the annotation of a GenBank genome assembly. Lineage: Eukaryota; Viridiplantae; Streptophyta; Magnoliopsida; Malvales; Dipterocarpaceae.